AUGUCCUCCGUCACCUUAACCACAACCACAACCUCCACCUCCACCCCACCCAAACCCACCCCCAAAGACGAACCCCAAGAACAAAUCUACACCCCCUGGCGCCUCUUCAUCUACGACAUCUGGGUCCUCGGCAUCGUGAGCACCCUCGCCUGGGGCUGCCGGAUCAGCACCUACCUAAUCCCCUUAUUCCGCUCCAACGUGGGCAAAAAGCACCUCGACAUUGGCGCCGGCACCGGCUACUACCUCAACCAAGCCCGGAUCCCCUCAACAACCCAGCUCACAAUCGUCGACAACGAGACCCACGCGCUCAACGUCUCCCUGGCACGCUGCAAACACCCAUCCACCCAAACACACGGCAUCGUCACCGACAUCCUGCAACCCUCGCCCUUCCCAGAAACCUACCUCACCAACAAUGACAAAAAAUUCGACUCCGUAUCAAUGUACUACCUCCUGCACUGCCUGCCCGUGCCCGUGGCCAGCAAAUGCAAGAUCUUCACGCAUCUCAAGAAAUACAUGACGGAGGACGGGGUGGUUCAUGGAGCGAAUGUGCUGGGCAAGGGGGUGAGGAAGGAUAAUUGGUUUGCGAGGAUUAUCCGAAGAGGGUGUUUGAAUCAUGGGGUGUUUCAUAAUGAGGAGGAUAAUGCGUAUGAGUUUGAGAGGGCCCUCAGGGAGAACUUUUGGGAGGUGGAGACGUGGGUGGUCGGGAGUGUUUUUGUUUUUAGGGCCAAGAGGCCGAUUCUUGAUGCUUAG
Aspergillus welwitschiae is the source of this 750-nucleotide messenger RNA. RefSeq names its product S-adenosyl-L-methionine dependent methyltransferase. Bases 1 to 750 code for a protein of 249 amino acids. The record is from RefSeq and is a predicted model, not a curated record. The transcript has a single exon. NCBI's taxonomy places the organism in Eukaryota, Fungi, Ascomycota, Eurotiomycetes, Eurotiales, Aspergillaceae.